UGUGUGUGUGUUUUCCUGCAGAAGUUGGCGCCGCAGCUGGACUGCCUGUGACAGCGCCGCCAGAGUCGGAAUGAACGCUUCGAGUAAGUGUCGGGAUGGAUGAGGGAGGUUUUGGGUCAGUGGGCUGUGGAAUAACGCCGCGCCGCGCUGCCGCGUCCGGAUUCCGAGAAGGUGUCGCGUCCGCGCACCGGGACACCGGCAGAAAAAUGACACCCCGGCGUCUGCAUUCGCACGACCAUCAUCGGCGUCAGGACGGACCGACGGCGGAGUAGAGAGAGAGGUGGGGGGCUCGCUGUCAUGGAGAAACAAAGCAGAGUCAAGGAGGACACGAAGGAGGAGAAGCGCAAAGAGAGGAAAACCAAAUCCGGGAAGCUUUUCCGAAAGAAAUCGCUCAAGUCCGUGGGAAGCUUCGUGAACAAAAUCAUGAAAACUUUGGGCACUUUCACCCACUUCGGGGACGGGGACGCGCAGGACGCGGAGGACGACGACGGCGGGUUCGGAGAUGGCGCACCUUGCACCCUCACCGCCAGCUCGGGGAUGAUCAGGGAGGACGCGCCGCCAGCGGCGGCGGUGGUGGCGGCGGUUUGGGACCGCGCGGCGAAGCACCCGCCGAGUACGUCUUCGUCUCUGUGCGCCGGCAGAGACAAGCUGCUGUACCAGUAUGGAGACAAAGUCCCGGGCGUGCUGGGGCUGAAGAACCACGGGAACACCUGCUUCCUGAACGCGGUGGUCCAGUGUCUGAGCAACACCGACCUGCUGGCGGAGUAUCUGGGGCUGGAGCGCUACAAGAUGGACCUGAGGCAGGGCAGAGGCACCGGGCCGGGGGCUGAGGAGAGGCGGCCGGUGAAGGGAGAAGUUACGGAGCAGCUGGCGGGUCUGGUGAGGGCUCUGUGGACUCUGGAGUACACCCCACAGCUCUCGGUGAACUUCAAGACGGUCGUGUCCAAGUACGGGUCCCAGUUUCGUGGCAACUCCCAGCACGACGCCCUGGAAUUCCUCCUGUGGCUGUUGGAUCGCGUCCACGAAGACGUCAUACUGGUGUCGCACAACAACAACAACAAGACCAAAACUCCUGAGAAGGGUCCCGGCGGAGCUGACGAGGUGCCGUGUCCCGACCCAAUCCCGUCCCAGCAGCCCAGGGCCCAGCACAGCUUCGUCCAGGAGCACUUCCAGGCUCAGUACAAAUCUUCCCUGACGUGUCCCCACUGCCUGAAACAGAGCAACACCUUUGACCCUUUCCUCUGCAUCUCGUUACCCAUCCCUCUCCGCCAGACGAGGCCGCUGUGCAUCACUCUGGUGUUCAGCACCAAAGGCCAGCGGUACCUGCGGGUCGGGAUGGCCGUGCCUCUGUUCGGCUCUGUGGCCUGCCUGAGGAGGAUGGUGGCAGAUGAGGGCAAGCUCUCUCCAGACCAGGUGAUCCUCACAGAGGUGUACUCCACCGGGUUCCACCGCUCCUUCUUUGACGAGGACGACCUGACGUGCAUCACCGAGAACGACGUCAUCUACGCCUUUCAGGCGCCCCCGCUCUACAUCAGAGGGGGCUCUGCGCGCAUCUCAGGGUAUCAUCACAGCUUGCCGUCCUCUCCUUACUCCUCCGGCCCUGAGGGUCAAAGGUUACCUUCCUCUGGAGCCUUAUCGUCAGAGUUCCUCAACCACGGUGUCCCAGUCAAGAUCCUGCUGCUGGUGUGCAAUGCUGCUGGAACAGGCCAGCAGACUGCAAGGUUUGGGCCGCCGUUCCUAAUGAGGGAGGACCGGUCUAUUUCCUGGGACCAGCUCCAGCAGAGCAUCCUCAGCAAGCUGUAUUACCUGAUGAUCAACGGCGCUCACGCCCAGAAUAUCAGAGUGCUUUUCAACAUCCGCGUGGUGGGAGGAUCCACAUUCCACAACUACCUGUCGCCUCAGGACGGGCGACCGCUGUACCACCCCGCCGUCGACAGGGCCCUGAAGCUGUGCGGUUCUGGAGGGCCUCCUCACGUGAAGCUCAUCAUCGAGUGGGAGCACAGAGUCAAAGACUGCCUGUUUGGUAACAUUCAUGAGGAAGUGGUGAAGGAUGGAGACAGCGUACGAAACCUCCUGCAGCAGCAGCACGUCCAGCAGUUCAGCUGCACCUUGGACGAGUGCUUCCAGCUCUACACCAAAGAGGAACAGCUCGCCCCAGAUGACGCCUGGAAGUGCCCGUACUGCAAGCAGCUGCAGCAGGGCAUGGUGAAGAUGAGUCUCUGGACCCUGCCGGACAUCCUCAUCCUCCACCUGAAGCGCUUCAGGCAGGUGGGCGAGCGGCGGAACAAGCUCACCACCUUCGUGCAUUUCCCCCUGGCGGGACUGGACAUGACGCCCCACAUGGUGAGCCGCAACAACGGCCCCCACCAGCGCCCUCUUCAGGCGGGCUGGAAGCACUGCAGGCAGCCCGACCUGGCUACUCCAGACUUCCUGUACGAUCUCUACGCCGUCUGCAACCACCACGGAGGGAUGCACGGUGGUCACUACACAGCCUUUUGUCGAAACUCGGUCGACGGUCAGUGGUACAGUUACGACGACAGCACCGUAGAGCCUGUCCCGGAGGCCGAGGUCUGCACACGAGGAGCCUACAUCCUCUUCUACCAGAAAAGAAGCACCAUCCCCCCCUGGUCUGCCAGUUCCUCCCUCACUGGUUCCACCAGUUCAUCCACCUCUGACCACUGGCUGGUCCGGCUGAACGGGGGAAGCAGCAGCGGCGGCGGCGGCGGCGGCAGCGCGGUCUCGGGGGUUCCCAGUCCGGCUCUUUUGGAAGCGGGAUUUGCUCUGGAGUCUCCUGAGUUGCCGGUGUUUGGAGACGAACCCAACAGAGGAGUAGAAGGAAAUGGCUCCAAUCAGAUGAUGCGAGGUACCAAGGUUAGGAGCUUAAGCAUGAGGUCACCUGCCAAACCCAAGGACGCUCUGAACAAAGUUCUUCCACUGCGUUGGUCUUUUGGGUCCAAAGACCGCAUCAAGCACCCGGCACAAGUCCACCCUGGAGAGCUGGUGGAGUACCUGGAGUCUGGACGCCGGCCCAGAUGCACCAAAGACCCCAUCAUCACACUGGUGGCCACCCCGCCACAGAGGAGAGUCCUUGACGUGGGACAGGACUGCAGCUCGCCCAGCGGCAGCAGUCUCAGUUGUACGGACAGGCUCAGCUGCGACACUUGUUACUCUCCCAAAAUCCCAGAGGGGCAAAGGCGAGCCUGUUUGGAAAGAAACACGGGCCAAGGAUCUGAUAACGAGGGAAACCUCCGUUCAAGAGAUGAUGAUGGUUCGAGGCAAGGAUCUUUGUCUAAGAGACUGAGAACUGACCAGGUCAGGGCUCUGGACUUCCACCUGCAGAGAGGCGGCAUUCUGGGUGGCCAUAUAAGCCACAGCGCUCCUCCGAGCAGAGAGUCUACGCUUAGAAGAACCGCCGUUCAGGCGAUCGGCCUCACCAGGGGCCAAAAGGACUUAUCACAGAUGAUGGAAGGCAGGAGGAACCCAACAGGAGAGGGUCAGAGCCAAGAAAAUCUCCUGUCGUUUUUCAAGCCGGUUUUGACAAACAAAGACAUUCCUAGGUCCCCAGGCAAGGAACAAGCGAGACAAAUAAAUGGUCACGAACGUCUGGGAAAACUGGCGAGCAGUAAUUUAGCCAAGCUGUCGCUUUCCAACGGGACUCUUCCAGCGCUGGGCAGCAGCGUUCCCACCUGCGACGGCCACGGCUGCAAAGCCCAGCUGGUCAAUGGAAAAGCUGUGAAUCAGGAGCCAGUGGACAUCCAGCGGGCUCACAGCUCCAGCAACAUCCAGACCAAGCUGGACUUCACGUUUCGCAGAUGUGCCUCCCUCCAGAGGAACGGGGAGGUGGGGAUCCCUCAGGCGCACCGUGUCCUGCUGUCAGACAAGCCUGGCCACUCCACGCUGCAGCGGACGCGGUACAGCACCACCUCCCUGGUGCCCAUGUGACAGCCAAGAAUGACAGCCAAACAAAAGGACCGCUCACCUGGUUUCCCAGAGAAGCGCCCCCUGUUGGAGGCAUUGCUUACAGCAAACGACGUCUCUAUUUUAUUUUAUUUUUUUCCUUUUUUAAUUUAAUCUUUUCAUUGUACUGUUUUAGGUUCUUACCUGUGUGUGUCUUAAACUAAAUCUAUGCAGAGUUAUUAAAAAGUCUGAGGGAAAUUACUAGGUUAUUUUUUCCCUCCACUCACUCUUUUCUGA
Poecilia latipinna (sailfin molly) is the source of this 4194-nucleotide messenger RNA. RefSeq names its product ubiquitin specific peptidase 43b (gene usp43b). NCBI's taxonomy places the organism in Eukaryota, Metazoa, Chordata, Actinopteri, Cyprinodontiformes, Poeciliidae. The transcript has 16 exons. The record is from RefSeq and is a predicted model, not a curated record. Gene Ontology annotation, biological process: protein deubiquitination. Gene Ontology annotation, molecular function: cysteine-type deubiquitinase activity. The coding region runs from base 298 to 3942 and encodes 1214 amino acids.